Messenger RNA from Megalobrama amblycephala (Wuchang bream), 3095 nucleotides. Its product is annotated as gastrula zinc finger protein XlCGF52.1-like. Gene Ontology annotation, biological process: negative regulation of transcription by RNA polymerase II. Gene Ontology annotation, molecular function: DNA-binding transcription repressor activity, RNA polymerase II-specific. The transcript is spliced from 2 exons. The record is from RefSeq and is a predicted model, not a curated record. NCBI's taxonomy places the organism in Eukaryota, Metazoa, Chordata, Actinopteri, Cypriniformes, Xenocyprididae. The coding region runs from base 1345 to 2553 and encodes 402 amino acids.
AAUGGAGAAAACUUUUUUGGUUUCCAAAAUAUUAUGUCAAAAUAAAGACAAAGGAAUAGUUCACCAGACAGGAAGAAUUAACACUGCAGUUUGGUCCGAAAUAGAUUAAUGCAUACAUAAAUUGUCUGAUUUAGAUUUCUCCCAAUAAAAAUAAAUUUAAUGUCCUCACAUUCUGCAACACAUGGCAAAUUGAAUCAGUUGACUAGUUUCGUGAACAACGACAGAUUCAACCAGCUCAUCAUGUGGUUGAAUUGAACACAAAUGUAAAACAUAUUAACAUUCUCAUACUCAGUAGGCCUAAAUAAUUAUAUGACUACUGAUAGUUUUUCAAGGAUACUGUUGUUUUCUUCAUUAAACAGGGCAAUUGAUUAAAUAAUCCUACCUGAUGAUCAGUAGAGGCUCACUAAACAAAAUAAUUCAAUAAAUACCUAUUUACAAUCAGAACUUAACUCAAAAAACAGCCAAGAAAUAUCUUGUUGAAACCAUUUUUCAUUUUUUUUACACUUGUUUGACAAUGGUGAUGUGGUAUAUAGAAAUGCGCAUAAAGAUGGAGAAAGGACAACUAAAUGUGUUGUAUCAUGCAGUAAUUAGACUGAUUAGACUGAUACUAUUUUAUCUAAUAGAACGCAUCAUUGUGAAUUAUACCCUUUUUUGAAUCGGACAUCAUUGCAUACAAGACGGGAAAUACAUUGGUAUAUCUUAUCUAUAGUUUAUCUAUAGUAUGGUUGUAUGUUUUCAGGAGACUUUACUCUCCUGCCAGGCUGUUAUUGAAAAUAAGAACCUGUUUUAAUCACUUGCCUGGUUAAAUGAAUGUUAAAUAAAUACAUGCUAUAGUUUUAGAAAUACAUGUGUAUAUUUUUGUAACUAGAACUUUGUCUCUUUGCACACAUUUAAUUGACAGCACUUUUGAGAAAAUACUUGCAUAUUGUUUUGUCAUUUAAAAAGCCUGAACUACAUUCUUUUAUAAAAAAAAAAAAUGUUUGAACAUAAAUCUCACAGCAUCUUCAAUUUAAUCAAUCCAUGAUAAACCAUAUCUCAUGUAUGACACAAAGCAACACAAAAUUUAGCUAGAUGAGUUAUAAGUAAAAACUCAAAAAACUAAAUUGUUUCUAAAUGACUAUUUGAGCAAACAUUUGUACCUGAAAAAUCCAGAGUGAUUGUAAGUGUGAUGGUCAUCUGUUAAAUGAGCAACAGCGACCACAAUUCACACUUUCAGUCAGUGAAGCCACUCCCACAGCUAUUCAUGAGAGUUUAAAUGUUGGGGAAUAUUCCCAUCUUCCCACAGGAGAAGCAGCAAGCAAGAGGAAUUACUCCAGGAGAAAUUACUGACAUACUAUAGUAAAGAUGGAGUUUGAGGAAGAACCCUGCAGAAUGAGAGAUAAAGAGACAAAGGAUCUAAUAGACUCGAUGGAAGUGAAUGAAGACAAAAGGCAUCAGUUUCAAAAGAGUAUAGAAAAUGAAGAUGGAAACAUAGUCAUUUCACAGACUAAAAAGAAUUUCAUACAGAAACAAGCUGGAAAAACUGGAAUCAAAGGAUCUUUCACCUGCUCUGAGUGUGGAAAGAGUUUCACUCAGAAAGGAAACCUUAAUGUGCACAUGAGAAUUCACACUGGAGAAAAACCGUUUACAUGCACUCAGUGUGGAAAGAGUUUCAUAUGUAAAGCAAACUUAAUUGUGCACAUGAGAAUUCACACUGGAGAAAAAAUGUUCACAUGCACUCAGUGUGGAAAGAGUUUCACUCAGAAAAACACUCUCAAAGAGCAUCUGCGCUCUCACUCUGGAGUAAAGUCUUUCAGCUGUGAUCAGUGUGAUAAAACAUUUGUUUUUGAAUCAAGCUUCAAAAAACACCUUAAAAUACAUGCUGGUGUGAAGCCUAACUUUUGCUCUUUUUGUGGAAAGAGUUUUUUACGACUCCAGAAUUUAAAAGAACAUGAGAGAAUUCAUACUGGUGUGAGACCUUAUAUGUGCUUUGACUGUGGGAAGACCUUCACUACACCCAGUGCCUUAAAACAACACCAGAGAAUUCAUACUGGAGAAAACCCAUUCACAUGCACUCAGUGUGGAAGGAGUUUCAUAUGUAAAGCAAACUUAAUUGUGCACAUGAGAGUUCACACUGGAGAAAAAACGUUCACAUGCACUCAGUGUGGAAAGAGUUUCACUCAGAAAAACACUCUCAAAGAGCAUCUGCGCUCUCACUCUGGAGUAAAGUCUUUCAGCUGUGAUCAGUGUGAUAAAACAUUUGUUUUUGAAUCAAGCUUCAAAAAACACCUUAAAAUCCAUGCUGGUGUCAAGCCUCACUUUUGCUCUUUUUGUGGAAAGAGUUUUUCACAACUGCAGAAUUUAAAAGUCCACGAGAGAAUUCAUACUGGUGUGAGACCUUAUAUGUGCUUUGACUGUGGGAAGACCUUCACUACACCCAGUCACUUAAAAUCUCACCAGAGAAUUCAUACUGGAGAGAAGUCGCACCAGUGCUCUUCGUGUGGAAAGAGUUUCACCCAUAUAUCUAAUCUACAGACUCAUAAGAAAAAGCAUUGCCUGAAGUUGCCUCACUAAGCAAAAGUUAAUGUUCAGAUCCAUCACUCACGAGUAAGUGAAUAAUUUGUCAUUCAGAUUAAGCAAAAGCUUGUUUCCAUAGUGAUUCAGUCUAAUGGGGUAAUUUACUAAAAUUAGUAGUGAAGGUUGAUCAUUUAACAAAGGAUGUUUUGGCAGGGUCAUAGUAUAUGAAGGAAAUGUGUCUGUGUGGAUAUUCUGUUCCAGUGAAGUCCUGACAAAACUCAGCCUUGAAGUGAAAAUAUAUUGUGUUUUAUCAAAUGGUGUUUACAGGGGUUGUUUAUUAUUAUGAGACACAUGUGACAUUGUCAAAUGAACCUAUAAGAACCUGUAGAAAUUAUGUCAGCUGAUUAUCCAUAAGUACUAGUGUUUCUGUAUCCUUGUUAGUUCAAGGCAAGAUCCUCUUUCUCAUUUCUAUGGCCUAUGGAAAUGUGCAGAACUUUGUCUUCAAUAAAGUCUCUUUUAACUUGUUGAAACUUUUGACUCCUGGUCUUCAUUGAGCAUUUUGAUCUCUUUAUGGGGUCCAACUGUAAUUCCUCUAUAUA